CUGUGUCCAUUCUGCAGCAAGAUGACGAAAGUGUCUGACCCCGAGAGACCAGUGGAGGAGUGGGCGGAUGACGUCAAGCCGAUCUUUGUCAUCCAGGGACUGUUGGACUCGUUUGGCCCCGGAUCUAAAGAUACAACUAACUGCAGUUAUUGCAAGGAGGAAGGGGAGACAACUCCAGCUACAUCUUGGUGUUCUGUUUGUGACGACGCACUGUGUGAACGAUGUACAAGGAUGCACCAACGAAUCCCCUCUUUCCGUCACCAUGACGUAGUUGACCUGUCUGGAGAGACAAGGGUCAAGGUCAAGAGAAAGGUCAUGUGUAAAGUUCACAAGGACGAGAAUAUCAAAUAUCUUUGCAAAGAUUGUAAAACAGCUGUUUGUCAAACAUGUUGCACGAUCCAUCACAGGAAAUGUGAGUUGGUUGUUGAAAUCGAGUCAGAGAUUCCUGCAAUGAAAAUCGAGCUGAGUAAGAACAAAAAGAAUUUGUUAAAGAAACACAAUGAGAUGAAAACACAUGUUGGAAAACAAACCUACAAAGUUGGUGAAGAAUUGGCUCGUUAUGUACAAAUAGAAUCAAACAUCAAGUCUGCAAGUCUCAAAGCAAUACAGAUGAUCAAAGCCAAGGAACGGAAACUUCUGUCUGAACUGAAAGAGAGGUCUGACAGACACAUUGGACAACUGAAGGCAGACAUAAAGUCAGGUGAGAUGUCAGUACAGAUGUACCAAAAACAGACUGAGCUGAUAGACCAGGCUCUACAAUCUGAGUGUGACAUGGAUGUGUAUGAGAUGUAUCAGGGAUGUGAGGCCGUUGAUGUGGAGGCUGUCGGAGUCUUAGACGUGGAGGAGAAGGGAAGAAUAGACAGGAUAACAUUCAGACAGGACACGGACAAGCUGAGUAGAGCACUGGAAGAUCUCCAUCUGGGUGAGAUACACGUCCAGUAUGACGAUGUGCUGGACCUGAAGGCUGCUCCUGUGUUACAGGACACCAUUCAUGUGACUGUAGCAGGAGAUGCAGGUAGAGGAGACCCCUAUCACGUAACAAUGCUAGUGGUGAAUGGUACAGACACAGUGGUAGUUACAGACUACAUCAACAAAAGUGUCAAGUCCUUCUACACCAGGAACAGUCAGCCAGGUCACAGCAAGCUCAGUCUGGAAGGUAGACCAUGGGGUAUAACAAGGCUGAAACACAACCAGGUGGCUGUCACUGUGAUGGGUACCAGUCAGAUUGUAACAGUUGAAGUGAACCCUGACCUAGUGAUGCUGUCGACCAUCACAACCAGCAAACAUUACCGGGGUAUAACGUCUCUGACACCAUCAACACUAGCAGCAAGUGCCCUGUCCCCUCCCUGUGUUGAUAUCCUGGAUAUGUCAGGACACGUGCUGAAGACAGUUUGUCGAGGUCACAAAGGUGGAGACAUCUUAAAGUAUCCCUGCUUCCUCUGUACCACGAGGACAGGAAACAUCCUGUUGUCUGACGGUGGAACCAACUGUGUCGUGUGUCUGACGCCAGACGGAGAUGUGGUGUUCAACUACAGACCUACAGGAGACACAGCACUGAAGUACCCACGUGGUAUCACAAGUACCAGCACAGGCGACAUCCUGGUGACAGACUUCUCACUACACAGAGUCAUCCAUCUGACAGAGUCAGGACAGUUUGUUAGAAACAUACUGACAUCACAGGAUGGUGUCAAGAAUCCAUGGGGACUGUGUGUUGGUGGGCGUGGUCGUAUUUACUUGUGUAUAGACAAUGUAGUGAAGGUAUUUACAUGCUGUAAGUGAGAGAACAUGUCACAAUCUCUUUCUGUAUGUUAAAUAUAGAUAUAUGUUACCUGGAUAGAUAUGAUGUGAUGCACUGUUGGAACAUUUGACUUUUGAUGUGAACGUGACGAAUCAUGCCUGUUGUAGAAAGACACAACUUGUAAUAUAAUGAGUGUUGGUUGGGUAGCCUAGUGGUUUAAAUGCUCGCUCGUCACUCCGAAGACCCCGGUUUGAUUCCUUACAUGGGUACAAUGUGUGAAGUCCAUUUCUUGUGUCCCCCGACUUGAUAUUGCUGGAAUAUUGCUAAAAAGCUAAAAGCGAUAUAAAACCAUACUCUCUCACCUACUGGAAUGUAAUGUAAUGUAAGCAGCCAUUACUUCUACUUUAUAUUCAGAUAUAUUGUCUCAAUAACACUAUGUGGUCCAAAAUCAUGUAAAAUAUUGAUAUUUUGCAUUGUAAUGCUUUUGAAUCACUUUUUCUAUAAGUGACUUUGAUGAACAAUUGUUUUACAAAAUUUACUGAAUGGGUCAAAGGGAGAUAAGUCAUUAUGCGAAGUAUACGAAGAGCCAUAAAAUGUAGCGAACGAAUGAAUAGUUUAUCAGUGAGUUAGUUGCGCUUUUACGCUGCUUUUCACAUUAUUCCACACAUUAUAAUUUGUUGGGAAUCGAGCCCGGGUCUUCGUCAUGACGAACGAACACUUUAACCACUGGGUUACCCCAGCCCCUAUUUUAUCACAAUUUCUGUUUAGUGUGAGUGUUGUAAAUUGAUACAUGCAGUGUUUAUACCGACGUGUACAGUUCUCUGCCUCAUACCAUUCAUUCACUUGAUGGAGGAGUAAGAAACGUUGUGUUCCUCAUAAUAAAGAAGUUGACAUCGAUAAAACUCUCUUCCUGAUGUGUAUCCCUUCUAAAUGCCAUUCAAAGACCUGAUGUGUUACAUGUACGUAGUGAUGUCUGGCUCAGUAUAGAACAUUGCCAUUUCCUUUGCUAAUAUGUUUUACUACCCUGCAAUUGUUCUGCCUUUGAAAUUGCUAAUUAUGAUUUGUCUUGAUUUGUAAACUUGGUUACUUUUAUAAUACAAUUGUUAAUUUGUUGAAUGUA
Molecule: messenger RNA, 2858 nt
Organism: Haliotis rubra (blacklip abalone)
Lineage: Eukaryota; Metazoa; Mollusca; Gastropoda; Lepetellida; Haliotidae
Product: E3 ubiquitin-protein ligase TRIM71-like
Exons: 2
Coding region: 22-1779 (585 amino acids)
Molecular function (GO): protein binding; zinc ion binding
Source: RefSeq, a predicted model, not a curated record